Molecule: messenger RNA, 1240 nt
Organism: Macadamia integrifolia
Lineage: Eukaryota; Viridiplantae; Streptophyta; Magnoliopsida; Proteales; Proteaceae
Product: zinc finger A20 and AN1 domain-containing stress-associated protein 8-like
Exons: 3
Coding region: 463-939 (158 amino acids)
Molecular function (GO): zinc ion binding; DNA binding
Source: RefSeq, a predicted model, not a curated record
AUUCAAUAUAGAAAGAGCAUCACGGCCCAGAGAUUUAUCGCUUGUGGAAAAGGAUCGACUCUUCCGGAAUCCGGAGAGAGGAAAAUUCCUCUCUUCCAUGCAAUUCUUAUUGUUGAUCACCAGAGUCGGUUGGCUAUAGAUCAAAACUCGUACACGACGAUUAAUCGAAUUCAGGUCGUGGUUUUGUAGCUUAGUUUCUUCUUCUUCUUCUUCGAUUUGGGGUUCUCUUUCUGGGAUGAAAGAGGUUUCGAAGAUGGAUCAAUCAGGUUUUUCGUUUGUUGAUGCUUGAACUAAUGGUUCGGUUAGUACUUUUUGUUAAAGUUACGCAAUCGGGUUGAUUAGGGUUUUCAUGGUUUGAAGGGGAUCGACUUCGAUAAUUCAUUUAACCAGUUAGGGUUUUCGAGUAGUUGAUUUAAAAGCUAUCUGGUUUCCUGUUCCUGGAAGUGGGGUUUCCUUGUGGAUAUGGAGCAAGAAAGUCAGAAGGUGGAAGUCGAGAAAACCGGCUGCCAACCUCCAAGUGCUACUGUUCCUUGCGCUAAUAACUGCGGUUUUUACGGAACCGCUGCCACUAACAAUCUCUGCUCCAAAUGCUACAAAGAUUUCUUUCUGAAGCAAGCCAAAGCAGCGGCGGCUGCGGUAGUUGCGGAGAAGAAGGUUGAUGAAACCGUGAUUGAAACAACGGUUCAAGAUGUUAAAGCUACUCCUUGCGAGGAAGCUACCAGUUCGGGAGAUCCUGGAAAAUUACCGGCCAACCGUUGCAGCUCCUGCAGGAAGCGUGUGGGGUUGACUGGCUUCAAGUGCCGAUGUGGGCAAACAUUUUGUUCUAUCCAUCGUUACUCUGACAAACACAAUUGCCAGUUCGAUUACAAAACUGCAGGCCAGGACGUGAUCGCCAGAGCGAAUCCUGUUGUGAAGGCCGACAAGAUUGAGAAGAUCUGACUCUCGAAAAGAGACUCUAUUUGGGGAAUUCAAGUUGCAGGGGCUAUGGAUUGCUCUUUGUGAAGUGAUGAAAGAAGAUUCAAUUCAUGAAGGAUGCCAUAAAGUGGUCUGAUAUUUCUGGAACUAAACAGCUCUCUUGAUGAUUAUUUGUGUCUGGUAUGUACAGUUUGGUUUCAUUAUUGUGACCAAUGCUACUGGAAGUUGUUGCUGGUCAUAGUUUAUUUCAAGAAUCCUUUUACUCUCUUAGAAAAUUCUGUAUAUCUCGCCUAUGGAUUAUCAAUUUAUUAGAGUUAAAACGUUA